Molecule: messenger RNA, 1203 nt
Organism: Microthlaspi erraticum
Lineage: Eukaryota; Viridiplantae; Streptophyta; Magnoliopsida; Brassicales; Brassicaceae
Source: the annotation of a GenBank genome assembly
AUGUACAGAUUCUGGAGGAGUCCAUCCAUAGGGCGGGCGGCUAAAAAUAUGGAGGUUGCUCUUGGCGUCUCCUACGAUUCCACUUCCCCAGCUCAUGAUGUUGUUGCAGUUCCACACGACUUGGAGAUGGGUAUUGGCGGAGUUUAUGCGUCAGAUGAUCGCUGGAGCUCUUGGUGGGUGCGUGCUUUUUCCACGUGGACGUUGAUGUUGACAAGGAGGAACAUAGCAAGUGAUCAAGCAUCUGUGCAUGAUCACCAUCCAGAAGCAGAAGCAGAAGCAGCAGACGUAGUACCUGCAACAACUUCAACUUCUGGAGGCUUUGCGAUUGGAUUCGACGAACUCAUUCAAAUAGUCAGAGAUCGCAAUCUUCAAUAUCUGAAUCAGAAUAAUGGGGUUCGAGGAUUGUCAACUCAGCUGAAGACUGACCUGGAAAAGGGCAUAGAUCGGCGCGACGAUGAGAUACUGCAACGUCGGGAAGCAUUUGGGUCAAACAUGUGUCCUUGCAAAAUCGGAAAGAGUUUCUGGAGCUUUAUCUGGAAAGCUAGCCAAUUUCCUCCUUCUCUAUUUAUGAUGCUUGCCACUGUAAUAAAUUCGCUGCUGCGAAUAAAGAAAAAGGCUAUCCACGAUGGAUGGUAUGUAGAAGCUUGCAUCAUUUUGGCCACUGUCCUUGACAUUAUCGUGAGAGCUAUCACCGAGUACAAGCAGUCUCGUCAGUCUGCAAAAUUCAGUGAGGAGAAGAGAAGCGUGCACCUGGAGGUAAUUAGAGGUGGCAGAAGAGUCUCGGUUUCUACUUAUGAUAUUGUUGUGGGCGAUAUUGUUCCCCUCAAGAAUGGUUGUCAGGUACCUGCAGAUGGUGUCCUGUUUGUUGAAAAUUCAUUGAAGAUUGACGAGCAAGAAAUAACUGGCUCACACAGAAUUGUUCGAAAAGAUCUUCUAAAGGACCCAUUCCUAUUAUCUGGCUCAAAAGUGAUAGAGGGCAUAGGUACAAUGCUGGUUACAAGUGUGGGAAUAAACACUAUAUUGGGGUCGAAGAUGGAGAUUCCACAUGAGACUGAUGAAGAAAAGCCCUUUCAGGUAUACUUGAAAUGGCUUGCAAUUCUGCUAGCUGGUCAGUCGUUUGUUCGCUUCAAUGCCUGUAUUGUUCAUUAUGCCGGAACUCCAUCUUAUGAGUCCAUUGCCUUAUGUUCUGAAUUCGUUUUCUAA